Molecule: messenger RNA, 1745 nt
Organism: Osmerus eperlanus (European smelt)
Lineage: Eukaryota; Metazoa; Chordata; Actinopteri; Osmeriformes; Osmeridae
Gene: mrm1
Product: mitochondrial rRNA methyltransferase 1 homolog (S. cerevisiae)
Exons: 5
Coding region: 274-1611 (445 amino acids)
Biological process (GO): rRNA methylation
Cellular component (GO): mitochondrion
Molecular function (GO): rRNA (guanine) methyltransferase activity; RNA binding
Source: RefSeq, a predicted model, not a curated record
CUGGACUAACAGUUACUUUUAUGUGUAGACAAGAGAGUACUGUAGCCUAUAUUUGAAGUGGUAUCAUGUCAGUCUUACGCUGUUGUUCGCUGCUUGGUUUUGAAGGGUAUUUAGGUGAACUUGAAUGAAUGGGCUGGCGAGCUACUGUAAUUAGCUAACGUUAGCACACAUUUUAAACGAUUUUCUAGCUAUCAAUCCGUAACAAUCCGUUGUCUGAUAUCAUCUAGCAGUGAGCCGUGAUAUCGGUUAGAUCAUUUGUGCACGUGUAUAAUCAUGGCGACAUGGAAUCUCACACUACACUGCUCAAGGCUAUUUGUCUACAAUAGACUUUUUGCACAGGUGGCAGAUCUGAGAGUAAGUUCUCAAUUUGCAUCCUAUCAUCCCACCAGCACUCUCCAAAGAAGAGAUGGUGAGGCGAAACCAGACGUUAGUAAGCGGCGUAGCGUUCUCCCCAGCGCUGGUGUUCAACACAGUCCCGCUGGUGAUCAACACAGUCCCGCUGGUGAUCAACACAGUCCCGCUGGUGAUCAACACAGGCCCGCCGUGUCCGGGACAUGGCGGGGGCAUCACGGGGCCGAUGACAUCCCGGAGAUACCGGCCUCGAAAAAGGUUUGGAGGGCCGAAGCCCCGGGUCCCCGGGAGGGCCGAAGCCCCGGGUCCCCGGGAGGGCCGAAGCCCCGGAUCCCCGGGAGGGCCGAAGCCCCGGGUCCCCAGGAGGGCCGACCCUGGGCUGAAGGAAGAGUGUCGUCUGAGCUCCAGAAACUCAGUCUGGACGACUUCCCCAAGGCGCGUGAGAGGGUCGGAAAGGACUCGAAAGAAGACAGAAACAGCGAGACUUUGUUCGGGGUGUCGCCUUGUCUGCUUGCGCUAACCAUGGGCAGGAGGCGGGCCCGGAGGUUGUAUGUGAAGGAGGGAGACGCGUCUAAACGGGCCUCGGUUCAGCAGGUGUGUGAGGAGGCCCACCGGAGGGGGGUGCAAAUACAGAGGGUCAGUAAAAAGGAACUGGAUAAGAUGUGUUCUGGAAGGGUCCACCAGGGCGUGUGUCUACAAGCCAGCCCUCUCACUUUCCUCUCCAAGGACGAGCCUCCGAAGCCCCCAAGCGCCGGCAGCGCGCCCCCCCUCUGGCUGGUCCUGGACGCGGUGCAGGACCCCAUGAACCUGGGAGCCAUCAUCCGCUCUGCAUACUUCCUAGGGGUGGACAGGAUCGCCAGCAGUCUUCACAACAGCUGUCCCCUGACGCCCGUGGUGAGCAAGGCAAGCUCAGGGGUGAUGGAGGUCAUGAAGGUGUAUGGAUAUGAAAGCCUGGCUGAUAUGCUGAAGGUGAAGGUGUCUCAGGGCUGGCAGGUGGUGGGGACGGUCGGGGCGGAGGGGCGUGGCUUCCCGGCUCCUGUGCUGUGCUGCUCAGAGUUCCACAUGACCAGACCCACACUGCUGCUCAUGGGUGGAGAGGGGGGUGGUCUCUCUCCAGAGCUGUGCCUGCAGUGUGAGGUCCUGCUGACGGUGCCUCCCCUCAGAGCCCUGGCCCCUGGGGUGGAGUCCCUGAACGUGUCUGUGGCCACAGGCAUCUUGCUGUAUUCUCUUCUGUCGUCGCGGAGAGGAGGCCAGCGCUGAGCAGCCUCCCUGGAGCCUCACAGCCUCCCUGGAGCCUCACAGCUGGAGGUUCAGAGGAGGAGGAGGCUGCAGAGAUUUGUCAACUUGUGUCCUGAAUUCAUGUGUUCAUCACCGCAGACAGGCCAAUAUGUCUG